AUGGCCGGGACGACGAUUCAGAACAUCCUGGCCUUGCCCAGCCCUGUCUUUACUCUGACCGGCUUUCAGACUCGGGCCGUGGGGCAUUGUGAUAAAUGGGAACGGGUCCAAAUGUGCCACGUCAGGCAGUGGGACGAUUUCAACGUUAGCAACAUUUCCAGCGCUUUUGGGGACCUUCUCGACCAGCCUGCGUCAGUAGCCAUGGGCGGGCUAUGCGCCAACAGGGGAGUCAGAAACCUCGGCGAGAUGAAGAAUCACGCCAUCGACUGGCUUCUCGGAAUUCUCGAGAGCCCCUUGGCAGCUGGGAGCCGUCUUCUUAGCCACAGGCUAGGUUCCGCGAGUGCAAUCGAUCACUCACGGGACACGACGUUUCCUGGCGCUAAACAUAAGUACGAGUCCAGCCUCAUCUUUUACCUUGACAGUUCGCCUCGCAUCCAUUUCGUCGUCAGCUGCGCACGUCUUUCAUCCCAAUGGACCUCGGAAGGUCUCAAGAACCAGGAGCCAGCCGCCGUGAUCCCCAUCCGCCAGCUCGCCACCUAUGCCAAAGAAAGCGGAACCCGCUAUUCUUUUAUCAUGACGGACAAGGAGGUCGUUGUCGUGCGCUUCAUAGUAGACUCCACCGGCCAGUAUCGAGCUGAGUGGCAGGCCAUCCCCGGGUACGCAAGCGGCGAGGGGAGUCUGACGGUUGGCCUGGCCGUCUGGGCUCUGAUCAUGAUGAGCCUCAACGAGAAGCACCGCGCCGUCACGACCGAGGCCGAGACGCUACCUAUCAACCUUUGGUGGAGAGAGCAGGGUGUUGAUGGAAGAUUCACUUAUCGUCACCACUUGUCCGGGAGGGAGCUCCCCUACCUGCAUUCGGGAGCAGUGCAUAGAGAUUCUUAA
Fusarium vanettenii 77-13-4 is the source of this 882-nucleotide messenger RNA. RefSeq lists its product as uncharacterized. The transcript has a single exon. The coding region runs from base 1 to 882 and encodes 293 amino acids. The record is from RefSeq and is a predicted model, not a curated record. Lineage: Eukaryota; Fungi; Ascomycota; Sordariomycetes; Hypocreales; Nectriaceae.